Spodoptera exigua (beet armyworm) is the source of this 2437-nucleotide messenger RNA. Lineage: Eukaryota; Metazoa; Arthropoda; Insecta; Lepidoptera; Noctuidae. The record is from the annotation of a GenBank genome assembly.
UUUUUCAUUUGACAAGUCGCUGGAAAACAUUCUCGGAUUCUUUAUUUUUCUCGGCUAAAUGGAUUAAAAUAUUCGCUGUAGUGAGGUGCAUAGUGUAAAAUCAGUUGUUGUUUGUGAAAAGCGAUUUGAAAAUAAACAAAGGAUAUGAGUGAAUUAAGACAUCGGCGCGGGGAAGGUGAUGGAAACGACAAACUGGAGAACGCUGGCGAAUCUGAUCACGUUGAUUCGGAGGAGGAGAAGAAUAUAGAAGAGAAAUAUGUGGAUGAAUUGGCCAAGUCUUUGCCUCAGGGAACGGAUAAAACUCCGGAAAUCCUUGACUCUGCGCUUUCGGGACUAUCUUCAAGAUGGAGAAAUUGGGUUAUCCGAGGUAUUUUCACCUGGUUGAUGAUUGCGGCGUUCUGUCUGCUCAUCUACGGAGGUCCACUGGCUCUCAUGAUUACGGUACUAUGCGUCCAAGUGAAAUGUUUCGAAGAGAUCAUCAACAUUGGGUAUGCGGUGUACCGCGUCCACGGUCUGCCAUGGUUCAGAUCCCUGUCCUGGUAUUUCCUACUGACUUCCAACUACUUCUUCUACGGAGAGAACCUCAUUGAUUACUUUGGAGUCGUCAUUAAUAGGACGGACUAUCUGAAGUUCUUGGUGACGUACCAUCGCUUCAUCUCGUUCAGUCUCUACUGCGUGGGUUUCGUCUGGUUCGUGCUGUCUCUCGUCAAGAGGUACUACAUGAGACAGUUCAGUCUCUUCGCCUGGACACACGUGGCUUUGCUCAUCGUCGUCACCCAGAGCUACCUCAUCAUCCAGAAUAUUUUCGAAGGCCUAAUAUGGUUUAUAGUGCCGGUGUCUAUGAUCAUCUGCAAUGACGUCAUGGCUUACGUCUUCGGCUUCUUCUUCGGAAAGACCCCGCUGAUCAAGCUGAGCCCCAAGAAGACCUGGGAAGGUUUCAUCGGUGGUGGAGUAUCUACUGUUAUCUUUGGACUUGUGAUGUCAUACAUGAUGUCCCAAUACCCGUACUUGGUGUGCCCCAUCGAGUACUCAGAGUCUCUUGGCCGUAUGACCAUGGACUGUGAGCCAUCUCUGCUGUUCCGCCUCCAGGAGUACACGCCACCGCAGUUCUUGCAACCCGUCAUGAAAGUAUUUGGUAUGGAGAAGCUGAACAUCUACCCGUUCAUGAUCCACUCGCUGUGCCUGAGUACGUUCAGUUCCGUCAUCGGACCUUUUGGAGGAUUCUUCGCUUCAGGAUUUAAACGCGCAUUCAAGAUCAAGGACUUUGGCGACGUAAUCCCUGGCCACGGCGGCAUCAUGGACCGUUUCGACUGCCAGUUCCUGAUGGCCACCUUCGUGAACGUCUACAUCACCAGCUUCAUACGUACCGCCACGCCGCAGAAACUGUUGCAGCAGGUAUACAACCUAAAACCUGAACAACAACUGCAACUAUUCUACGCUCUGAAGGAAUCGUUGGAACACAGGAAUAUACUAAACUUGGUACCUUAGACGCAUUGAGUUAGUACAAUUUCAGGUUAAAUUUAUGGUCACAGUCAGCCAGAACACUUCACACUCCAAUGGAAAAUCGCUGCGUUUUGUUUCUUUUACUGUUUUAUGGGUGUUUUUGCACGGGUCUUUGUGUACUAUGACAAUUAGAAUGCCAAAUUUUUUAGGGAUGUUAUGAUAAAAAUUCCAUCCUGUGUAACGAAAAUAUGAAAAUGCCAUUCGUGAAUAAUAAUACUUUUUGUAUUGUUUCCUUGUUUAUAGUGUUUUAACAAUAGUCAAAAAUCUUUGAACGUAAAUUAUGAUCAAAUAUUGCUGAUUUCGUUUGGAAAAAGUAAGAAAAAAAAAACUGGUAAACGCAGCGUUCGUUCCGUGAAGUGUGAAAGUGCUCUAAGGAGGAACAUAUCCGCGAACCAUGCAAGGAAUACAAUUGUUCUAGUCUAAUAUUGUAUUUAUCAUUCACUUUGAUAUACAAAACAACAAACAUUAAAUCAGUAUAUUACGUACGUGUUUAUAAAAAAAUAAGGGAUCGUAACAUAUUGAAUGCUUCCAUGAUUUAGGUAGUAAUAAGGUUCAAAAUUCUUUGCUAUUAACUAAACUGCUUUUACCAUCCAAAUUCAAAAACAUUUUAAAUACUUAUUAUAAAAAAAUAUCGUCAACUACCAAAGAAAAAAGUUAAUGGUAAAUACAAAUCAUAUGAAAAUAUAUAGUAAUAAUUUAUUUACUCUCCCGUCUCUACAUAAAGGUGUCCUUCGGGAGGUAUCAUAAUAUUAAAGUUAAAUUUAAAAAUACUACUACAUAGUGUUUACAUAGGCUAUCGAUAGUAAAAUAAUAUUAAAUAAAAAACAAUCUUCCUCAAAUUAUACGAAAAAAUCGUAGUUCUUCUCUACGUAAUGCGUAGUAUCUAAAUGACAAAUUUUACUAGUAAAUUACUAAUGUCAUUUAAUUACAUUAA